Lentinula edodes (shiitake mushroom) is the source of this 1719-nucleotide messenger RNA. Its product is annotated as cora-like Mg2+ transporter protein-domain-containing protein. Gene Ontology annotation, cellular component: membrane. Gene Ontology annotation, molecular function: cobalt ion transmembrane transporter activity; magnesium ion transmembrane transporter activity; cobalt ion binding. Gene Ontology annotation, biological process: transmembrane transport; metal ion transport. The record is from RefSeq and is a predicted model, not a curated record. Bases 1 to 1719 code for a protein of 572 amino acids. Lineage: Eukaryota; Fungi; Basidiomycota; Agaricomycetes; Agaricales; Omphalotaceae. The transcript has 14 exons.
AUGACCGAGUCACGAUAUACAAGACCACCUCCACCACAUAGACACGCAGGUCCUAGUGCACCAUGGCCAUGGAUAGAUAUACAUGACGAGGUAGACGCGAAUCAACUCGAAUCACCUUUACCUCCAAUUCCCCCGCUUUGCGAUCACAACGACUGUGGCGGUUGUUGGAAAGGUUAUCCUCAAUCCAGAUUCCCAAAUUGGACUCCUGGUCAAGUCCUGCGCAGCGGGAUUGCUGAUGCAGUACGCGACUAUGAUGCCACAGAUCCAUGUAUUAUUCAUUAUGUGAACGUCGACACCGGAGGCUUCUUCACCGACGCAGAGAAGCAUUUCGUACGAGAAGGGGAUGUAGAUGUGUUCUGGAAUGAGAUAGCUCAUGAAACCAGACCUAGCAAUCUUCGUGUACGCGCCCUUUUCAUCCAGAAUCUUUCUGGACCGGUUCUACAAAUGCUGGGAGCCAAAUACAACAUAGAACCAUUUUUCUUUUCGUCAUCACUUUCCUCAAUCCCAUCUCGUUUUCAGGAAGAAGUUAGGCCCGGGAAAGGAGAUCACAUUACUAUUACGUUGUCGUUCAUUCGGACGGUACGAGCGACAUCCUCAAAACCCUUAUUUCCUUCCGAUCAUAAUUUAUCAUCAACAUCGAGCACCGAUAUUUCCUCAGAGCAAAUGAUUAACACUCAAGCUCCACUUCGAAUCGGCCAAGACAUGCACAUGCUAGCCCUCGAUCUUCUAUCCGUUCACCUUAUCCGUCGUAACGACGGAUUGGGAAGCACUAUAAUCUCCUAUCACGGUCACGACGAAAAUGCUACUUCAGCACCCUACCUUCACGAACGCAUUCGUUUUGCUGGUCAAAGCGUAUAUUGGCAAAGCAUAUUUCAAAAAUCUCCAGACCCUACUUUUGUUCUGCUUACAUUCAUCUGGCAUGCAAUGUACGCUUGGGAUGAAGCUCUGGAGAAACUCUAUGGACAUAUUUGUUGGAUGGAAUCGCAAAUUAUGCGUUCCUCUGACAUGGACCUCACGCGGGACUUGCAUACCAUCCAAGCCCAUCUAUUACAUUAUUCGUCUUUAUUAGAGGAUUUCCGAAAAUCCGUUGUAUUCGUUAACGACACAUUGAACCCUGCGAUGGAUUCGUUACCAAAUGAUGAGCGUCUUUUGAGUCGCAAGCUUCUCGAGAAGGAAUGUAACAACCUCUUGAUCGAAGUUGAGCGGCUGGAGAAGAGUCGUACGAUGCAGGAGCGGAGGCUAAAAAAUGUGAUGAACCUAGUAUUUAGCACAGUCAACAUUCUCGACAGUAAGCGCAUGCAAGAUCUCACAGAGGCGGCGGUCAGAGAUAGUGCAGCAAUGAAACAGAUUGCCUAUCUCUCCAUGAUUUUCCUUCCUGCCUCAUUUGUAGCUGGUGUAUUCGGUAUGAACGUUAAAGAGCUCUCUGCACAAACGCUCGGAACACUUCCCCAUUACUUUGCUGCAGCAUUCCCACUGACUGCAGUCACAGUAUGGAUAGUCAUCGCCUUCCAAAGCAAACACCUUUUCAAGAACAGAGAGACCAGCUCAUUCUGGGCACGAUUAGCGUGGCCGAUACUCAUGUUCCAGUCCUUGUUCUCAAAAUCAAAGAAAACUCGUACCAGUUUGUCAUCUGUCAAUGUUCUUAAUCAGUGGAACACUAAUCAGCAGAGGCGGAGACGGUCAACUGCUGCUGCUGGUGCGAUUUAUGAGUUACCGUAA